This is a messenger RNA of Sarcophilus harrisii (Tasmanian devil), 387 nucleotides long. Its product is annotated as secreted Ly-6/uPAR-related protein 1. The record is from RefSeq and is a predicted model, not a curated record. The transcript is spliced from 3 exons. Bases 1 to 387 code for a protein of 128 amino acids. Lineage: Eukaryota; Metazoa; Chordata; Mammalia; Dasyuromorphia; Dasyuridae. Gene Ontology annotation, molecular function: acetylcholine receptor inhibitor activity.
AUGGAUUCCCUCUGGAUCGGGUUGCUGGUGAUUGCCACCUGUGUGGUGCAGGGCAACACCCUGAUAUGCUACACCUGCAAAGAGCCAACUGACAUCUACAAAUGCAGAAACAUCAGUAUCUGUAACCAUGGUGAGACUUCCUGUAAGACCCGGCUGGAGAAUGUGGAGUCAGAAUAUCCAUUUUUUAACAAUGCCAUGGUGACCCGUUCCUGCUCUAACAACUGUGUGGCUACGGACCCAGAUACCAUCGGUCUUGCCCAUCCUGUUUCCUGCUGCUACCGAGACCUGUGCAACACAGAUAGUGCCUUGGGAGAUGGGACCAGGCCCAGGAUCCUGCUGGGUCUCCCACUUCUUACCACUUUCCUCUACUUGAUAUCCUUACUCUAA